Lonchura striata (white-rumped munia) is the source of this 660-nucleotide messenger RNA. The record is from RefSeq and is a predicted model, not a curated record. Lineage: Eukaryota; Metazoa; Chordata; Aves; Passeriformes; Estrildidae.
GUGAUCGUGCAGCGCUGCCUUGCCGGCCGCUCCCUCACCCACGUCCGCGCCGGCUGCGUCCUCUGCGGCUACCUCAAGGUGCUGCCCAUGUUCCUGAUGGUGCUGCCCGGCAUGGCCGCCCGCGUCCUCUUCCCGGAGGUCGUCGGCUGUGCUGACCCCCAGGGCUGCUCCCGGGCCUGCGGCUCCGCCCUCGGCUGCUCCAACGUGGCCUAUCCCCGGCUGGUGCUCAGCCUGCUGCCGCCCGGNGCUGACCCCCAGGGCUGCUCCCGGGCCUGCGGCUCCGCCCUCGGCUGCUCCAACGUGGCCUAUCCCCGGCUGGUGCUCAGCCUGCUGCCGCCCGGGCUGCGCGGGCUGAUGCUGGCCGUGGUGCUGGCGGCGCUGAUGUCGUCGCUGGCCUCCAUCUUCGCCAGCUCGGCCGCGCUCUUCUCGCUCGACGUCGUCCGGAGGCUGCGGCCGCGGGCGGGGCCACGGCAGCUGCUGCUGGCCGGCAGGCUCUGGGUGGUGGCCAUGGUGGCGCUGAGCCUGGCCUGGCUGCCCGUGCUGCGGGCGGCGCGGGGGGCGCAGCUCUUCGAGUACCUGCAGGCGCUCUCCUCGUACCUGGCGCCGCCCGUGGCCGCCGUCUUCUGCCUGGCCGUGUUCGUGCCCCGCGUCAACGAGCCC